Procambarus clarkii (red swamp crayfish) is the source of this 5985-nucleotide messenger RNA. The record is from RefSeq and is a predicted model, not a curated record. NCBI's taxonomy places the organism in Eukaryota, Metazoa, Arthropoda, Malacostraca, Decapoda, Cambaridae.
CUGGCUUUUUUCUGGGGUCGUGUGCGUGGUAAAUGGUUAGUGUGAGGCUGUGGCUGGCUGCAGCAGGGUCGGGGGUAAGCCUCUUGCGUGCUCCGUCCUCAUCUUCUCCAGUUUGUGAACAAGUGACGAACGUAAACGUUUAACUGUGAAAAUUACUCCCUAAGCAUACAGGGGUCUCCUCCCUCGGGCAGCGUAGUGGGCGUUUAUGUUCCACAUAAACACUAUUAUAUUCGAGCACAAAUGUUUUAUUGUCAAGUGAGAAUCAAGACAGGUUUUUCAAUUGUUGAAGAAAGUAUAACAGGUCAUUUAUCAAGGAGAAUGGCGUGUGGUUAGAAAACAUGCCGGAAUUCGUUAAAGAGAUGCCGGCGUGAUAAACAAUCUUGAAUGAGAAGAAUGGCAGGCAUGAUUUUAGGUGUCUUGACGCUUGGCUCUGUCCUUGGUUUAGUCAGGGCGAACACAGUCCUUUCUGAAAAUGGCUAUGAGGGCGUCGUCGUGGCCAUCGGGGAAGAGGUGCCCGAGGAUCCGAACAUCAUUACAAAUCUAAAGAAGAUGUUCACGGACGGGUCGCUGGUGCUGUACGAGGCUACGCGUCGGCGAGCCUACUUCCGCGAGGUCACCAUCGUCGUCCCGUCAACUUGGAACUCCAGCGAGCACUAUAUGAAGACCCAAGGGUCCGGGUAUGUGAGCGGGGCGGACGUGCGGGUGGACCUGCCUCACCCGAUCCACGCCGACGACCCCUACACCCUGCAGCUGGGGGGCUGCGGCGAGCCCGGCGCCUACGUCCACUUGUCCCCGACCUACGCCGCCUCCAUGUACUCCGCCCUACAGCACACCUACGGCCCCCCAGGGAAGGUGCUGGUGCACGAGUGGGCUCAUCUCCGCUGGGGGGUGUUUGACGAGUAUGGUGAACACGGCACCAUCACUCCCGCCUUCUACAUCGGCGAGGACAUGCAGGUACAUGCGACGGGUUGUACAGACAGCAUCAAGGGCUGGCUGAGGAAGACAGACGGGUCAGAGUGCCACGCAGACAUCUCUGGCAUGCCAAACUCGGAGUGUCACUUCUUUCCCGCAGACCACCUCAACAACGCCACCGCUUCCCUUAUGUAUCUCUACUUCCUCGACUCUGUGAAGAUGUUUUGUGAUAACGACCCGAUGUCCCACAACCCGUACGCCCCUAACGCUCAGAAUCUUCAGUGUGACGGUCGCUCGGUGUGGGAGAUCAUCACCCUGCACAAGGACUUCAGAGACGGCGCGAACCCGUCUAGACAGAAACGGGACGCUGACGAGGACUUAAUGCCCAAGUUCCAGGUGAUACAAGAGGAAGCCAAGGAAAAGCCUCGUUUUGUGCUGCUUCUGGACCUAUCGGGCUCCAUGGACCAGUUCAUGAACCAGCUCUAUCAGGCCGUCGUCAGGUUCGUGCGCGACCUGGUCCCCACCGGGAGUCUGCUGGCGGUGGUGUCGUUCGCCAACACCUCCCGGCUGGACCUCAACUUCACGGUGGUGCCUGAGAACCGGGACUACAUCGUCAGUAAGCUCCCCAACACUUACACCGACGGCGGUUACACAGCCAUUGGUGGUGCCCUCGAGUUUAUUCUGCAGCUGGUGGAGGACACGAGGACGAACAGCAAAGGUCUGAUGGUAGUGCUGAUCACGGACGGGGACGAGACCAUGCACCCCAAGGUCGAGACCAAGCUCCCGGCCAUCAAGAAGAAGGGCAUUAUCAUCAACACCGUCUCCUUCGGGCCCAACGCCACAGACUCUCUCGAACUUUGGGCGAAGGAGACGGGCGGUCGAUCCUACUACCACAGUACGGGCUCCACUGGCUCCCUCUCCAGCCUCGACGCUCUCCUCUUCGACUCCAUCACCAAGGACCUCGACCAGCGAGGUGACCAGCUCCUACAGCCGGGGCGCUGGAAGUACAUCAUCAGCAACACCCCACGGAACCAUUGGCCCCACCGGGACGAGGUCGUCGUCGCUGUCACCUCCCACCCCAACAGGAAGACCCGCCAAGACCCUGUCAGGGUGAAGGCUUGGAUGUCAGCUAACAACAUUACGUAUCCGGAGCCAGCGCUGGUCUACGCCUACGUCAGCCAGGGCUACAGCAUGGUGCUCGAUGCCAACGUUACUGCAGUUAUCGUACCGCCAACCGAAGAAGAGUCCAUCUCCUUCCCGCUCUUGGACAAUGGUGUAGGUGCGGACGUGCGUGCUGGCGACGGUAUCUACUCCGCCUACUUUACACAGUACUCCGGCAACGGCCGCUACAGCCUUUCAGCGAUCGUUUCUACCAGCGACCUCACUGCCAGGCUCCAAGGUACUCCGUCAGGGUCGGCGGAGGCGCCCCAGCGCCCCGGCACCUCGGCCCUCCGCCGGUUGACGCUGCCGCAGACGGUCAUGCUGCCGGAGCCCGAGUCCAACUUCCCGCCGGGCCAGCUGGUGCCCCUGGAGGACCCAGCCUUGCCCUCGAGGAACGCCAGUCGACGCCUGCCGCUGGAGCCCUUCACCAGGUUCACCUCUGGGGGCAUCUUCAAGGUGCACAACUACCAGCCGGGCGACCAGCAGCCCCCGGGUCGAGUGACGGACCUCACAGUCUCCUAUGUCUACCUCUACGACGCCCUCGUCUCCCUCACCUGGACCAGCCCUGGUGAUGACCUCUACUCCGGUACAGCCUCCUCCUUGGAACUCCGCUACCAUGAGACAAUGAGGUUUCAUAACAACUUCCACCUGGGUCAUCCGGUCAACUCCAGCCACUUGACCUCUGGUGACCUGACCCCGAGGCCGGCCGGUGAGCAGCACAACAUCACUCUCAAGAUCCUCGGACGGACAGUGGACAACCUGGAGGGAAAAGCCGUUUUCUUUGUCUUGAGAGCACGGGAUGAGAAGGGUAACUCCGGUAAUAUGUCCAACAUUGCCACGGCUUACUUUCCCCUCAAGAAGUACACCAGGAACAUCCAGGAGGAGCAGAAGAUGGAGGCUCUGAGCGGCCUGGUGGUGCUGGUGGUACUGGCGGUUAUCAUCCUGGUCAUCGUCGCCUUCAUCGCCUCCGUCAAGUUGCUCCAUAACAGGAACCGUGAGAAGCGCAGAGAGCAGCAGCUAGUGGAGGGCGGUCACGCCCACAGGUUCUUUAGCUAGGAGGGUCACGCCCACAGGUCCUGUGACCAGGGUGCGCCUACCACCUCUAUGGUUAGAACAUAAAGCUCACACACCAUCCGGACAACCAAGAAAACGUAACCUUAGCAACAUAGAAAAAAUAACGCUCAGCUGACGACAACAAAACAUCCAGCCCCCCCCGCCAAGUGCAUCAUAUCUAACUCUAAAAUGCCUUUAUGCCUUACCAAAUCAUCAACACAUACACCUCUAUGUGUCAUAGCCUUCCCGGCUUGGUGCCUUCUUUUGAUGAUGACUUACUCCAUGUUGUUGUUGUUGUUUUAGAUUCAGCUACUCGGAACAAAAGUUCCAAGUAGCACGGGAUAUGGUGAGCCCGUAGUGGACUUACCUGGCACAGGAGCGGGGCUGUAACUGACUUACUCCAUGUGUCUCCCAACAUUAAUACUGUUGCAGACAUCAGGAGGACGACUGUUUCAACCUUGACGACAGGCGGACGUCUGGAGCCCUGCUUUACCUAGGGACGCCGGAACAUGUGACGUGAUUUUACCCAUUACUGUAGAUCUCAAUACUGCCGUCAAACAUUCCUAUUCAACGGCCCAGAUUGUCACGAUGACUGGUGCAUUUAUCACCUGAGGUCACAGAGAAGUUGACAGAUUUUCAGUUUUCUGGCUUGUUCUUCGGGGCGGAGAGACUCGGGCACUGGCUUGGCCGAAAAAUACCAGGAAUUAGCGGAAGUUGUUGGAUUCCUGGUGUGCCCUUGGGGCGUGGUGGGCGGCUGGCCCACCACGCCCCGGUUUUCUAGUUCUACCGAAGAGAACAGGAUAACGUUUGCGCAAUUGAGUAUGAGUUUAGGAGGAACCAUCGCCCUACUGCCUCGACUUUGACUACCCAAUGUCUUGUGUGAGGGGUGGGGGCCGGUGCCUGCCUCCUUCAUGGAAACUCCUCGGGAUCCCUAAAUAUCUGCCUACCAUUGUGUUUAUCAGCCGCAAGGCGACGUUACUACAGCUGCAAGACGUUGGGUUUUACCCUCCAAGGGAGCGCGGGGGCACAUCCGGCACCACUCCCGCCCUGCCCCUUAAACAACAACUAGUCAUCGGGAGGAGAAAACCAGGCAAGUUGUACCUGCUAUAAAGAAGUAGAGCUUAUGGCCUGUACGAGGUAUAGAGUCCUGGUUGUAAACCGAUUGGCGGGUCGUGUUCCAGGGGAAAACUAGGAUGCUAAUGCUUGCCAUGAGCUAUAAGAAAGCUCUCAGCCUGCUAACAGGAGUCAGAAACUAUAUUUUGCCUACCUGUGUGUGAAAGUUGUAGGGUAAGGCUUACCAUGGACUAUCUAAGCCUGCUCACAGGAGUCAUAAGUUGUCUACUCCUGUUCCCACCUGUGAACAAAAUACAGAUAUGGAGGGUGAACAGAGAAAUAGCUUAAGAGCCACGAACAAGCUUACAAGCUUAUGUGCUUCAGUGCAGCACAGACCAAAACCAGCCAUUUACUGAUAAAGCUUAACUAGCAAGGUCCAGGUAACAAUGCAAUGCUUGUCUCCACAUUAAAAUAAUCUCGUUUGCAUAGUUUCUUGUAUUGAAUGUAGUAGAGUCACUCUACUUCUGGAGGCUUCCGUAGACCUUCAUGGACGUGAGAGUCAUGUAUACAUGUAUGUAUGUAUAUUUAUCCUUGAAGAUGCAUUUGAGCAUGUUUUAGAAGAUGGUGUUUCUGGGGUAUUGUGUCGUGUUGUGUGUGUGUGUUUGUUUGUGUAGUGAUUUAGUCAUGUAUUUGCUCUUAGUAAUUUACUUUUGUGCUGCUUUUGGGUUUCUGUAUAUGUUGUUACGUGUAGAUUGUGUAUUUGUGUAUAUUUUUUUGCGGUUUGUAUUGUUUGCGAGCGAUGUGUUGUAUUUUCGGGGUUAUGCGACUGUAUGAAUCUUGUUUGUGUUUGUGAUUGUUUGUAUAGUGUUGCUGUUAGUUUACUGUGUUUUUUGUGUCUGGUUUGUACAGCUUAUUGAUGUGUUUGUAUAGUUUGUGUUGUGUUAGUCUAGUGUUGUGACUGUCUUGAGUUGUUGAGGUGUCUGAGUGUUCCUCUGGGGGAGAUACAGGUGUGUGUGUAUGACCAUGUAUGAUGAGCGAUGCAAGUGUAUGUAUGUUUUUUGAACAUGUAUAUGAAGAAUACAGGUAUGUGUAUGAUUCUGAACAUGUAUAUGUACAAUGCAUGUGUGUGUGUGUAUGAUCCUGAACAUACUAUGUAAUGCUAAACAAGCAGCAUGAGGUUGUAUAACUUAUACAUAUAACGACAGUCAGUAUACGAGAAUACAGUGCGAAUAUAUAUAUAUAUUAAAAAGUACCUUUUGUUGACAGGGUGCUAUUGUAUGUACUGAUUGUACCCUGAUUGUACAGGGUACGAUCUGUGCUAUUGUAUGUUAAAUACAAUAGCACAGAUUUCAACAUAACAUCAAAUACAUGAGGGUGUUGUGACUACAGUGGUUGUAAGUACAGUAAGUUCAGAUACAGGAACUUCAGGUCACUUGUAUGUAAACAUUAGAAAAGUCAUUGAUACAUAAGAUAUCAAUUUGGAACACUUAACUUCAGUUCACAGUGAUAACCAUUUUAAAUUAUUUCUCUAUAAAUAUAUACACUUUUUGCUACGUAAAGUAUUUAUUAAUAAUUGUAAUAUAUAUAUUCUGCAGUUGAAUCUUUGUCAUUAUAAAAUAUAUAAUAUUGGUAACCUACCAUUAUAAGUUGUAUCAUAAUCUUGACUGUAAUGACUUUUUUGAAGUACAGUAUAUAAUUAUUAAAUGUAAUUAUUUUGUUUUAUACAUGUUUUUCUACAGUACUGUAUAUUAUAGUGAUUAUUAUAAAAUAUUUAUUUUUAAAUUGUUAAUCACCAUUAUUUGUAUA